Molecule: messenger RNA, 936 nt
Organism: Filobasidium floriforme
Lineage: Eukaryota; Fungi; Basidiomycota; Tremellomycetes; Filobasidiales; Filobasidiaceae
Exons: 6
Coding region: 1-936 (311 amino acids)
Source: RefSeq, a predicted model, not a curated record
AUGUCGAACGCCGAAGCCGGACCCUCUAACAACACUGCUCGAGUCCCCAAGAGCUCCCCGAUCGCCAAGAUGGCGCAGGCGAGGAGGGAGAAGGCGGCUGAGAGGGCAGCGAAGAAGGAAGCGCGAGCGCGUCGGCUCGCUCUGAACGUGGGUCGUGUUCCGGCCGAGGAUAAGGGGAAGGAGAAGGAGAAGGAGAAGGACAUGGAGGUGGAGAUGGAGGUGGUAGAUGAGGACGGCGACGAGGAGGAGAACGAAGAGCAACCCGCUCAGGGACCGUUGCCGCCGCAUCUCGAAUGGAGGUUGGGUUUCGAGAAGCCUCAACCGAAGCGGAACUGGCUGGGGGAGGUUGUGGUCCCUCAACCCAACAGCGAUGACUCGGAUGUCGAUGUUGAUGAGGCUUUCCGAGAACCGAAAAAGAGGAGUCUCAAAAUCAAGCUGAACGUACCAGAAGGACAGCCUCCCCCUCCCGCUGGAACUCCUCCCCCUUCUCCUCCCGCUUCUCCUCCCGGUGACGUCGUCAAGGACCCCCUCGGUGAUGUCGAGCAAGGCGUACACGACAUGGGGGAUAUGGGGGACAUGGGCACCCUCUCUCCUGUUCCGGACCAAGGUGACGGGGAUUUCGAGCCCGACGAUGACGAGGACGAGCUCGGAGACGUCGACGAGCUCGAAGAAGAGCCCGAACCCGUCCCCAACGACGCCAGUUGGGAGAUCGACUGCGCUAGGCUCGACGCAGCGCUUGAGGCGGCCCCCGACGCAGCCAAGAGGGCUGUUUUGGUGAAGAACUUUGAGAAGUACAAGGCUAGUAAGCUGUACUGGACGUUCCAGCGGAUGUGGACGUAUUGGUGCGGCGUACAGAAGGAUUCGACGCAUCUCUCCUUUGUCACCCGCGGUGCUGAACUUGAACGUGAACGUGAACGUAUUUGCCUGAACGUUUGA